CAGCAGCGAGGUAACCGCACUCCGCAGCCAGCGUGAGCGAGUCGCGAGAGAAAACGGCGACAUUGCACAGCUGUACGACGCGUGGCAUGCCAAGACCUUGUGAAACAAGCGACCUUUCGUCGUUCACGCACGGAUAUACGAGGAUCCUGAGUCACGUAGGAUAAGGAACCGAAGUACCAAAGUUUAAGCAUAUCUGAAAAAUGGCACCUCCAAAAGUAUUACUUGGACAAAAUAGACAAAACGGCACUGCAACCUUGAGGAAAGGAAUAACAACCAGGAGUCAAAAUUCUUUAUUGAGCAAUGUAUUAAAACCAUCCAAUAGCAAAGAAUCUCGCAUCAAGCGGAAAUCAGAUGUAUUUUCGCCACCUAAAGAAAAAACGAACAAGAGAUAUGCUUUUACAAAUAUCACCAAUGCCAUUACUACGUCGCUAGUAGGGCAUAAUCCAACAAAAAAGGUAGUUACUCAGCCCAAACCAGUUGGAAGUAAUGUUGCUUCAGAGAAACCCGCAGAUGUUACUACAUCAAAAGUUGUACCGGCGAAAGUAAAACCGGCGCCUCGUAUUAAGUCUAUUCUCAAAAAGGAUGAUAAAACAGAAACUAUUAACAAAAUUGUAAAUAUUAGACGAAGUGCAGAUUUAGAAAAAUCUGAGGAUAAUUCGUUAUACGUCAGUGCUUUGGAAGACGUUAAUGAUAGCAUAAAAAAAACUCGCAGGAGUAGCAAUAAUAAGGUUGAUGAAAAAACCAACGACAAACCAACAGCAAUAGCAGAAGAAAAAGAACCCACAUCCCCUACGAAUGAGAGUGAAAUUUCAGCCACUACUUUAUUGAUCGCUAUACCUGUAAGAGAAUUACCCGAAGGCGUUCAAUGGGAUUUUGAUGUUGAAAAUUGGCUAGAUCCAUACCAGAUAUCACACUAUGCAAUGGAUAUUUUUGAAUACCUGAAGGGACGAGAACAUCUAUUCCUCAUCAGCGAUUACAUGGACCGACAAGUAUGUCUCUCGCAAUGGAUGAGAGCGUUACUAGUCGACUGGAUGGUUGAAGUUCAGGAAUCAUUUGAGUUGAACCAUGAGACCCUAUAUCUGGCUGUAAAACUUGUCGAUUUAUAUUUGACAAAAAUGACAGUCGGAAAAGAAACUCUACAACUGCUUGGCGCUGCAAGUCUUUUCAUAGCGAGCAAAUUUGAUGAAAGAAUACCACCAAUGGUGGAAGAUUUCUUGUAUAUAUGUGAUGGCGCUUAUACACAGAGAGAGCUGAUAAAAAUGGAAAUGAAUGUUUUAAAAGUAGUCAAUUUUGACCUGGGAGUGCCUCUUUCUUACAGAUUUCUUCGGCGUUAUGCUAGGUGUGCCAAGGUCUCCAUGCCCACGUUAACUCUGGCUCGGUAUAUAUUGGAACACUCAUUGAUGGAUUAUACGAUGAUCAGAUUUAGUGAUAGCAAAAUGGCAGCGGCGGCGUUGUUAUUGGCAUUACUAAUGAAAGAUCUAGGAGGAUGGAAUCCAACAUUAGAAUACUAUAGCGGUUAUAAACUGGACGACAUAAGAGAUAUUUGCAAUCUUCUGAAUCAAAGUUUACAUAGGAAGCAUAAAGAAACAUUAAAAACUGUCCGCAGCAAAUACAGCCACAAGAUUUUCUUCGAAGUUGCGAAGCUGCCCCUAAAAGAGACUUUAGACAUAUGAAUAGAAAAAAUACAAUUAAGAGUGAGAGUGCGCUCCCAUGGGAUGCGAAACUGCAAAACGUCUAUGAUUGGUUGUGGCAUCAUUCCGCCGAUUCCGCUCCGCUAAGUGUUUUCCUAUGUCACAUUAAGUGGAAUUUGUGGAAUACGCAAUUAGCGCUGACAAAUCGCAAGAGCCUUCCCGUAGAUCACUUUCAUUGGAUCUAUCGGAAUAGCUCUUGUCAUUAGCUCGCAUUGAUUGCGUAUUUGCAAGUUUCGUUUAAUGGGACAUAAAGAAACAACUCCUGCGGAUCAGAAAUCAUAUAAUACAUACAGGGACAUCUGCCAACUUUUAUGUAUACAUUUCGAUUUUUUUUAUUUACAUUUCCAUCUUUCUGUAUAUUAUUUGACAUUCAUUUUCUGACCGUAUUGACGUCCAUAUUUCUUUGUAGGCAGAAGUCUGUAAUUUAAUAAAAAGUUACAGGAGCACUACGAAUAGCUACGUAGUUUUAAACGGUUCGACUUGUGAUCUAUGGCUCGAUCCCAUGUGUGUCUUGCAUAUUAUUUACAGCUCUUUCCGUUUCUGAUGGCUCUCAAUCGAUUUGCCUUCGAUUAAAUAUAUAUUCUUGUAGAAGACAGGUUUUCUUCGUUUAAAGGUUAGCGUCGUUAGCGAGAUCCACACGAAUCCGCUAAAAAACUAAAACUGUGGGAAAGAAACGACGGAAUCGGCAGAAUGAAACCAUUAUCAAUCACAAAUAUUCCGCAGUUCCGCAUCCCAUGGCCGCACUCUAAGGAAACUGAAGUAAUUAACUGUAAAAAAGAAAGUACUCCAAAUUCAGCACAGACAAAUAAUUAUCUUAAUAGCAUGACAAUUAAGACAAUAGAAAUUAAGACUAGUCGUAACAUUUGUUGGACAACUUGAAUGUUUGUUAAGUGUUGUAAUAUUAGCACGCGAAUAGCGACGCUACCCUCUAAAUUAUAUAAUGCAUGAAACGAAAGCGGAAACGUAAAAAUCUCGAAUGUAUGUCAAAAAGUUUUAUCGUGAAACUUCACCGAGUUUUUUUACGGGUACACUUGAUAGCGUAUGACUCAUCUUUAUUAUUAUUAUUAUUAUUAUUUAUAUAUAUGUAUAUGAUGCAGUAAUCUCUAUAUCACUUUACAGUCUUUGCUAUUUGUAUAAGUCAUUUUACUAAUUCUUUUUCUUUUUUUAUUAAAUAUUUAUUUUAGCGCCACGCUUUUAUAUCUUGCGAGUGAAUCCUCAACCCGAAAUGUGAUAUCGGGUUUUUUUUCAAUCGCGAGAAUAGACUGAAAAGUAAUGCACGUAUGGUGAAUUGACUCGUGAAUGAAAAAAUGUACAUUUUAAAAAUUCAAAGGGAAGAAAAGAAUAAAUAUUAAUCUAUUUUUUUUUUACAUGCUCGUUUUGUAAUCCAAUAAAUUGUUCCUAAUAGAUUAGAAAUUUUUCUUUAUAUAUGACACCAUUAUUUACUUAGCUUUAUCAUCUGCGGAAAAAUAAGAUGCCUUAUAAGUCAAGAAAAGAAAUACAAAUCACACAAUGUUAGACCUGAGAAGUGAAAUCUUUUAUUUCUGUUACAACAACUUUCUAAAAUUCGUACAUAAUUUUAGAGCAAUUGAGUUUACAUUCACCAAAAUUUUUAUGUUCAAAAAACCACUACUCUUCGAGUAACAACAUUCAUGCCCUAAAUCAGACCUAUUUAAUAUUUUGCUGGCAAGUUAAACGCUUCGAUUUCUCCAAUGUCUCAUUGAGCGAAGUAAAGAGAAAACAGAAAAAAAUAGAUCCCAAAGCACUGCUCAGUGAUUGGUUGCUCUAGCAUCUAUUUUUUGUUCUCUCAAUAUCUCACUCAGUGAAAAUAUGGAGAGG
Molecule: messenger RNA, 3527 nt
Organism: Acromyrmex echinatior (Panamanian leafcutter ant)
Lineage: Eukaryota; Metazoa; Arthropoda; Insecta; Hymenoptera; Formicidae
Gene: CycB3
Product: cyclin B3
Biological process (GO): mitotic cell cycle phase transition
Molecular function (GO): cyclin-dependent protein serine/threonine kinase regulator activity
Source: RefSeq, a predicted model, not a curated record